Messenger RNA from Desarmillaria tabescens, 693 nucleotides. RefSeq lists its product as uncharacterized. Gene Ontology annotation, molecular function: peroxiredoxin activity. Lineage: Eukaryota; Fungi; Basidiomycota; Agaricomycetes; Agaricales; Physalacriaceae. The transcript has 4 exons. Bases 1 to 693 code for a protein of 230 amino acids. The record is from RefSeq and is a predicted model, not a curated record.
AUGGCCGCCAUCGCCACUCGUGAAUUCCUCUCUAGUCUGGAAGCUCUCUACCCCAGGCAGGCCCGGGGUGUCGUCAGUCCAUGGUCUCUCGUCGCAGCAACAGCAUUCAGCUCCAGCAAUCUCCCAGAAGCUGUCCCAGAAGUGUUCAAAUACGCUCUUGAGGGCGUAAACACGCAUGAUGAACGGCAGGUAUUGGUUAGGAAGUUGAAGGACGCUUUGUUCAAGUCGGGGACUGUUGUCUGGGCUAUCAAUGCCUCUUUCUCAGCUCCAUCCUGUCAUUCCCUCUUGAAUUGCGCGAUACGAAACCCCUUCGCGAUCUAUCUUUGCCGACCGAAGGCGUGGACCAAAAUUCGGACAAGAAUAUUUCGAUCGUACAUACGGAGACACGGACAGCGACCAUUCAGCCUUUUCUCAAGGAGCUAUAUCCUGACUUUCGAAUUCUUUUCAACAACCUUCGGGUAUGGAUAUACCUAUGGCUAUUUUGGCGCGCUCUCAACUGCGGAAACUUCAUUUACGAUGGUGGCAGCGCUCAUAGCGAAUGAUACCCCACGACAGGUUGACUGGCAUCUCAAGGGGUCGUUGAGGAACGGCGCGACCUUGGAUGAGGUCAAAGCCGUGCGUCAGAUUGCCCUCGACGUUGCUCGCACCUCAGGUGUGCAGUGGAAGAACGAGAUACCCGACAUCGAAGCGUAG